UAAUUUUAUGUCUACAUAAACACUAUAAGGACUGUAGCCAAAUUCGAGUAUAAUCUUUGUAAUUCCGUGUUACCAAUAUAUGUUUAAAUUAAUCUUUAUUUUAGUAAGUUUGAAGUUUUUUACUCUUUUGCCCUUUUUCUGGAGGACAACUGUAUUCAAAAUUAACGCAUUUAUCCAAUGUCAUAUUUGCAUCCUUACAAAAACAUUAUUACAAGACCCGUACAUAGGCAAACUCGAGCACAAUCUCUCAAUUCAAAGUUACCAACACAUAUUUGAAAUAACAUUUUUUUUUUACUGCAAUGAGUAUGAGUGUUUACUUGUUUACCCUAAUUUCCCCAUUGCAGGAUCUAUCAUUUUCGUUCUUUUCAUAUAAGAUUUUGGUACAUAUGAUACCAUGAUGAAUUGUAAAUUAAAACAAAAGGUAGAUGUGGAAACAACCAUGUGUUAUUUUUCAUAGCAUAACACCAAAAAGACAAGACAUGGUUUAAUGAUAUUUCAACACUUUUUUAUCUACUUUCAGAAAUUAAAAUUUUCCUUCUAUUUUCUUGCUUAUUCUUCUAUUAGAUUUAUUGUUUUCUUAAUUUUUUUUUUGUUCUCCUCUUCUCCUCUCUUCCCUGUGUUGCGAUUGAGUGAAUACAUAAACAACAAACAGCUGACUUCUUUUUUUCCUUCACCUGAAUCCAGGCAGUCUCUGCGACCCCACAUAAAGGAGGAAAAAAGAGGGGAGAAAAGAAUAGAAACAGAAAAAAAAUACUCCAAUUCGAAAUCAUUUUUCUCGCUAUUGCUUUGCCCAGCGUUUCAGAUUCUCUCAGAUCACAUAAGGGUAACUUCUCUUCUUCUUCUUUUUCUAAUCACACACCUUCGGUUUCGCUUCUCCCAACCUCACUCUAAUUUGGGUUUGCAACUUUGCAUUGGAGGGAAGGGAGAAAGGGGUUAGUGUGAAGUGAUCUUUCUUGUCAAACUUUGGGAUUUCCUCCCACUUCCGAUUGUUGCAGUGUUUGAGGGCAUUGAUUCACUUCCCCGCUGUUCCAUGCAAAGUUCCCGUGUGAUUUCUAAUUAUGUGGGUACUCCCCUGUAUGAUGUGAUUGAGGGACUGAGUUCAUGGGCGAAUUUGGGGUAUUGGGUUUUCAAGCGCUUCAUUUGUCAAUAGAGACUGUCGGCUUUUAGCUGUUUUCGGGUUUGCAUGUUACAUUUUCCAGUUCUGCACCCUUGUGGUAGUCACUUCACUUCUACCAAUUUCCACACUCUGUUUCUGGUUAUUCUGAUCAAUUGCAUAAUCUUUGUUACUGUGUUUGUGUGGGCAACUGAUGCAUGAAUUUGUUUAACAUUUGUUUUGUUCCUCGUGUCUUAUUCAGUCUACGUUUGGGGUUUCCCAAAUGUGUUGGUUGGUCGGAUUUAUUUAUUGGGGAGCCUAUCUGUGUCUUCGUUUUGUUUUCUUCUUUAUGUAUGGUCUUAGGCGAGGUUUAGGUGAAUCCUCAACAAAACUUGUAUCUGCAAGCCGAUGGUGAUUCCACUGGUCCUGAUCACCUGAUUUCUCGUUUAAUCGGCUUUCUUCCUCCUUUUCCCCUGCCUACCUUUAGUUGUUGAUUAAAUCUGUCUAAGAUUCUUUUGAUUAUCAAGGCUGGGAUUAUGACUUUUUUAUUCUGGAAUGUCUAAGUUUUGCCUGUAAUGAGAUUGAAUCUAAUGAUCCUGUUUGGUUAGAUGGAAUCGCUAGUGUAGCAUGUUGAAUUGGAUCACUCGGUUGUGACUUCUUAGUUGGGGUUUUCAGGUUCUGGUUGUGUUUGUGACUUGAAUUUGGCGAGGAGCAGCUUGGAGAAGAGGUUUGGGUUCACCAAAAGGGUUAUGCAGAGUUAUGCAUGGUUGGCAUGGAAUGUGAAAAUUGUUGAAUGGAUAUAUAGACAAUGGCUUCUCAUGGUGAAGCUAGGACUAAUGGCAAUCAGUCUCACUUCCAGCCACUGGAGCGGCAGAACUCAUUGUACAACCUCACUUUGGAUGAGGUCCAAAAUCAGUUGGGUGACCUGGGGAAACCCUUGAGUAGUAUGAAUUUGGAUGAACUUCUAAAAAAUGUGUGGACAGCUGAGGCCAACCAGUCUACGGGUACAGAGACUGAAGGCACGCAGUUGUCCAGUCAAACUUCCAUGCAACGACAGGCAAGCUUGUCACUCACUGUAGCUUUGAGUAAGAAGACAGUUGAUGAAGUUUGGAGAGACAUUCAGCAAAACAAGGCCAAUGGAGAAAGGAAGUCUAAGGAUAGACAACCCACUUUGGGAGAGAUGACAUUGGAGGAUUUUCUGGUUAAAGCAGGGAUAGUAGCCGAAACACAUAUGGAUAAUAACCGAGAGGUUGUUGUUGUUGACCCAAAUGUAGCGUCGUUGUUUCCCCAGCAAGGUCAAUGGUUGCAGUUUCAGCAUGCACAAUUCCAACAUCCACAGCCAAAUAUGAUGGGGAUGUUCAUGCCAGGUCAGCCUUUACCCCAGGCGCUCCACAUGGGGACUGGUUCUGUGAUGGAUGUUGCGUAUCCAGAGAACCCAAUUCCAAUACCUCCGCCUCUAAUGGGGACACUGUCGGAUUCACAGAUGCCCGCAAGGAAAAGAGGUGCACCAGAUGAAGUUGUUGAGAAGAAUGUUGAAAGGAGACAGAAGAGGAUGAUAAAAAAUCGAGAAUCGGCUGCUCGUUCAAGAGCUCGGAAACAGGCCUACACAAAUGAGCUAGAGAAUAAAGUAUCUGGCCUCGAAGAGGAAAAUGAAAGACUGAGGAAACUAAAGGAGCGGGAGAAUAUGUUGCCGAGUGCACCGACACUUGAACCAAGAUAUCAGCUGCGGAGAACUUCGUCAUCCCCAUUCUAACUAAUGUUCCAUGCAUAACUCUUCUCCAUACAUGUGAUGGAAUUUGUUGGAGGCAUUGUGCUUGUAAUUGAAAUGACUAGAAAAACAAAGGGAAAAUAGAAGAAAAAGGAGACAGAAGUUGAGUAAGGGCAAUGUUCUCGUUGGGUAUCUUUUUCCCCUUUAUUUUUAUAGCCUUUUAGAUGCAGCUAUUGUUUCUUGCUUCUUAAUCUCAUGAGGGGUGUUUUCUUUUUUUAUUACUUUUUUUUACCAUUUCUAAUCUUUGUAUCUUUGUGCAAAGUCGGGGGAGGUUAGAAAUUUUAAGUUGUAGAGAUACAGUUUGUAGUUUGUUGCUUCAAUGAGUGUCUUGGGAGAAGAAGAAAGAGGUCCAUAUUUUUAUAUGCAGUUUUCCGAUUGUUUACUUAUUAGAACUUGUUGCUGGUACAUUGGAAGAAGCCAAGAACACUUACUUUAAUAGCUCAAACAUCACAGGCGAGGAAUACGCUAAACAAUGCAAAGCCAAAAUAGCCCAAACAGCAGCUAACAAGGACCCCUCCUGCUAUUUUUCUAAGCCUGAUAACUUCAUUUGCUGGAUUGGGUUGGAGGUGGCUGAAUUUGUAUAUCUUCUGAUUUGUGUCUCUUUGAAAAGUAGAAACAAACGAGAAUGGCAAAACGGAAGAUACCGGUCAAACUAACAUAUCAGACAUAGGGGAAAGAGAGGAACUUAGGGUAUAUGUUAAUGGUGACUUUCAAGUGACUGCAAUUUGGAAAAAAGAUAGAUCGUAUAUGGAAAGCGGCUGAUUGCUUUUGCAAAUUUGUAGACAUCUUUCGUAAAACGAUCGAUCGGACGACACACUUACUAUAGGAAUCAACUAUGACAAAUGAAGAGAACAAUUGACUGCUUAUAUGUUGCGCUCUACUUGAUGAUGUAUAGGUCCAUGUUCAGAAAGAAAUUGGUUGAUUGCAUCAUGGAGUGGUCGACCGAUUAGGGCUAAAGAUCUAUCUAUACCAGAAGCUAACAUUAUGGAGAGUGCUUUAAAGUCUGAACAACUAGCGUGGUCAACCCGUUGAUCUUCAAGUAUUGCAUCAUCUACAUUUGAUAUUCCGAUGUCUUUUCUUCUUUACCAAACUCCAUAGCCACGAUAAUUCAUUUACAAGACUUUUAGAGCGAUAAACUAAAAAUGCAGAUGACUAUUAAUAGAGGUUUAUGUUGAUAUAUUAACAGGGUUUAAGUAGUAGCUAUGUCCUUAAUUAGGACUGACACUUUUUUAGUGGUGGAAUCUUCAAUAAGAUAAUGGCCAAUCGCCAAUCAUUUCAUGGUGACGGUCGACUGUUAUUUGCCUUUGUAAGGCGCCCACAUUGGAAUUUGAUUAUAACUUGUAUAAUGACAUGAAAAUUGCAUCUAAUGCAAUUAUGAAUCAUUUUUUAUUAUUUAAGUAUUUAGUUUUAUAAUUGUAUUAAAAUAAUCAAUUAUAAUUGCGAUUAAAUUACAUUGACAUUGCACAAUAAAAUUAAAAUAAGUUGGAUUACAUAAAAUGUGAGGUGACAAUAAAAACAACAUAUGUAAUUGUUCUCGUUAUUGUAUUGAUCUGAAUAGUAUAAUAGUAUAAUUGUGUCAUUUGAUCGGCUAAUUUAUAAAAAAAAUCAAUCUAUAAAAUCGAUCGACCAUUUUAUUCAAAUUACAAUCACUUGUAAGUCGUGGAACAAUUAGAAUUAUUAAGGCACAAGAUUUUUAACUGUUGCUUAGAAAAAAUCGGGUUAGCUUUUAAAUUCGGGUUAUUGUUCAUAAACACUCUUUUCUUUU
This is a messenger RNA of Linum trigynum, 4626 nucleotides long. Lineage: Eukaryota; Viridiplantae; Streptophyta; Magnoliopsida; Malpighiales; Linaceae. The record is from the annotation of a GenBank genome assembly.